Molecule: messenger RNA, 1359 nt
Organism: Entrophospora sp. SA101
Lineage: Eukaryota; Fungi; Glomeromycota; Glomeromycetes; Entrophosporales; Entrophosporaceae
Source: the annotation of a GenBank genome assembly
AUGUCAAAAUCUAUCGAUGAGGCCAGCAAAAAUCAAAAGAUUGCUGUUGAUGAGAUAACCAGUCAAUUUGAACUACCAGUUGAAAAAUUACGUGAAAUAGUAUCACAUUUUUGUGAUGAAAUGAAUAAAGGAUUAGAAAAUAACGGAAUGACUGUUGCUAUGAUACCUAGUUUUGUUACUGGUUCAUUAACUGGUAAAGAAGCUGGUACAUCUUUAGCACUUGAUUUGGGUGGAACUAACUUAAGGAUUUGUCAAAUUGAUUUUAAAAAGGAAGGGAAACAUCGUAUAAAACAACAAAAAUAUAAAAUAUCAGAGGAUCUUAAAAGAUCUGAGGCACACAAAUUAUUUGAAUUUAUAGCUGAUUGUGUUGAUAAAUUUUUAUCAGAAGAAUUUGACAGUGAUUUAAGCAUGGGAGAAAAAUUAAAAUUGGGAUUUACAUUUAGUUUCCCAGUUGAACAGACAGCCAUUAACAAAGGCAAGCUAAUACACUGGACAAAAGGUUUUGAUUGUCCAGGUGCUGCUGGAAAAGAUGUAGUAUUUAUGUUACAAGAAUCUUUGAAUUUUAAAGGUGUUCCUGUUGAAGUUGUUGCUUUAAUCAAUGACACUGUAGGUACUUUGUUAGCACAUAGUUAUGAACAUCCUAAUACUCUUCUUGGUGUUAUCUUUGGUACUGGAACUAAUGGUGCUUUUUUAGAAAAAAUUUCCAAUAUUAAAAAAUUAAAAAACUUUACUGACACUGAAGAAAAAAUGAUUGUUAAUAUAGAAUGGGGUGCUUUUGAUAAUGAGAGAAAGGUAUUACCACUCACAAUGUUUGAUAACAAACUUGAUCGUAAAUCAAUUAAUCCACGUGAACAAAUUUUUGAAAAGAUGAUUUCUGGAAUGUAUCUUGGACAAAUUACACAAAACAUUUUAUUAAACCUUAUAGAUCGUGGAUUGUUAUUUGGUGGAUUUUCUUCUCAAAUUUUCAAUAAACAUUAUUCAUUUGAAACUGCUUACAUGUCCACAAUUGAAGAUGACAAAAGUCCAAAUUUAGAAAAUACAAGAAAGGUUCUGGAAGAAUUAUUGAAUAUACCAAGCACCACAUUGACUGAUAGACAAAUUGUUAAAAAAAUAUGCCAUUUAGUAGGUUUACGUGCUGCAAGGUUAUCUGCUGCUGCAUUAGCUGGUGUAAUUACACAUUGUGAUGUCAUCGAAUGUGGAUGUGAUAUUGGUAUUGAUGGUUCAUUGUUUGAGUCUUAUCCAAACUUUAAAGCUCAUAUAUAUGCUGCACUUGGAGAAUUGUUUGGAUCGAAUUCUGAAAAGAUUGUGAUUAACGUGGCAAGGGACGGUUCUGGCGUUGGUGCUGGUAAUUAUAAAUAA